CUCAUGCUGCCCUGCAGUUGCUGUCCGACAAAGGCAAAGGGGGAUUCCUUCAUCUCAAAGACAAAGUUGGAACCCCCCCAGCCUAACAACCGUGAAGGAUGUCCUAAUUUCCAAACACCCCAACGCAGUUAGAGCAACGAUCAUGAGUGGGUCCCCUCCAGACUGCCACCCAGUCAUAUUUGAGUCCAUAGAUGCUGCACUGAUAAGGUCUACGUCCCUCAACACCCAUGGGGCAGCUGGUCCCUCGGGGCUGGACGCCUAUGCCUGGAGAAGGCUGUGUACAUCAUUCAAAACUGCUAGCCACUCUCUCUGUGAAUCCCUAGCUCUCUCGGCCCGCCGCCUGUGUUCAGACUAUGUCGACCCCUCCUGCGUAUACCCCCUGCUGGCUAGCCGUCUCAUAGCACUGGACAAGAACCCCGGGGUGAGACCGAUAGGCAUUGGUGAGACCCCAAGGAGAAUCAUCGCCAAGGCUGUUCUGUCCGUGACGAGGGGCGAUAUCCAGAACGCGGCAGGAUCCGUUCAGCUGUGUGCAGGACAGACUGCAGGUGUCGAGGCAGCAGCCCAUGCUGUUCAGAAAUGUUUCCAACAAGAUGAGACAGAGGCAGCCCUACUAGUCGAUGCGAGCAAUGCUUUUAACUCGCUAAAUCGGAAUGUAGCUCUUCACAACAUCAGAUUUCUCUGCCCUUCCAUCUCCACCAUGCUAAUCAACACAUACCGAGCUCCAACAGAGUUAUUCAUAGACGGUGAGGUUAUCUUCUCCAGGGAGGGGACUACACAGGGAGAUCCCCUGGCAAUGCCAAUGUAUGCCAUCGCAACCAUCCCACUGAUAAGGAGACUACCUGCCUCUGUCUGUCACACAGAUGUGGUAUGCUGAUGACGCAGCU
Messenger RNA from Halichondria panicea, 884 nucleotides. RefSeq lists its product as uncharacterized. Lineage: Eukaryota; Metazoa; Porifera; Demospongiae; Suberitida; Halichondriidae. The transcript has a single exon. The coding region runs from base 143 to 874 and encodes 243 amino acids. The record is from RefSeq and is a predicted model, not a curated record.